This is a messenger RNA of Salvelinus namaycush (lake trout), 2245 nucleotides long. RefSeq names its product zinc finger protein 180-like. Lineage: Eukaryota; Metazoa; Chordata; Actinopteri; Salmoniformes; Salmonidae. The coding region runs from base 118 to 1347 and encodes 409 amino acids. The transcript has 3 exons. The record is from RefSeq and is a predicted model, not a curated record.
CUGGAAUUCUCUUGCGGCCGGAAACCCCUCAAACCUUAUCUGAACACCGUGACAACAUAUUAACUGCGCUGUAGCCUACACAUGUAUUUUCUUUAGUAAGAAACAAUAGCUUCCACGAUGAAUCCGGACAAAGCUAGCACGUUCCCCUCCACCCUCCCGGAGUCCCCGGGUCAAACGCCUCCUGGUACCGCUUUACUGCUGGUUCUGGUCGACUGCAGGAAAGCACCGGGGCAGAGUGGAACUGAGAGAGGAGGAGGAGAAGAGAAGGAAGAUGGAGAUUUGAUUUCAUUAAGGUACAGCCCAAACCGUUGCUCUCUCAGUGGGAGGGGCUUAUCAUCUGGGGAGUCUAAACAACAAUUGGAUGCUGACAAGACGUCUCUCCAGAAGAGUCUCUCCAGAUCAGAACGUCUCAAUAGCUGUGAUCAGUGUGGGAAGAGCUUCAAACAAUCACGACACCUGACUACACACCAACGAAUGCACACAGGAGAGAAGCCUUAUAGCUGUGAUCAGUGUGGGAAGAGAUUUGCUGUAUCAGGAAUCCUGACUACACACCAGCGCAUACACACUGGAGAGAAGCCUUAUAGCUGUGAUCAGUGUGGGAAGAGAUUUGCUGUAUCAGGAAUCCUGACUACACACCAACGAAUACACACUGGAGAGAAGCCUUAUAGCUGUGAUCAGUGUGGGAAGAGCUUCAAACAAUCACGACACCUGACUAUACACCAACGCAUACACACAGGAGAGAAGCCUUAUAGCUGUGAUCAGUGUGGGAAGAGAUUUGCUGUAUCAGGAGACCUGACUACACACCAGCGCAUACACACUGGAGAGAAGCCUUAUAGCUGUGAUCAGUGUGGGAAGAGCUUCAAUCAGUCAGGAGCCCUGACUAUACACCAACGCAUACACACAGGAGAGAAGCUUUAUAGGUGUGAUCAGUGUGGGAAGAGUUUCAGGACGUCAGGACACCUGACUACACACCAACGCAUACACACAGGAGAGAAGCCUUACCACUGUGAUCAGUGUGGGAAGAGCUUCAAUCAAUCAGGGACCCUGACUACACACCAACGCAUACACACAGGAGAGAAGCCUUACCACUGUGAUCAGUGUGGGAAGAGCUUAAGGAAUUCAGGACACCUGACUAUACACCAACGUAUGCACACAGGAGAGAAGCCAUAUAGCUGUGAUCAGUGUGGGAAGAGUUUUGCUCGAGAUUUCAACCUGACUAAACACCAUUUCACACACACUGGAGAGAAACCUUACUCUUGUCUAUGUGGAAAGAGCUUUGCUCAUUCAGAGUCACUGAAAAAACACCAGAAAGCCCUUUCCUCUCCGGCACCGGUUCCAGAUCCCUAAAUAAAGGUUCAAUAGAAACACCUUGUGAAGAGUCAUCCAUCUCCCAUUCUCUAACAGUUUAAGUUUGAUUACCAUGGUAACCUGUGUAGCAUAAUAUGCAGCUCUGGAUCCAUAUGUAUCAAGUGUCUUGGAGUAGGAGUGUUGUGUGUGUGUGGUGGGGAGGAGGUGUUCAGAGCUGUAUCUUAUUUAACUCCUAUUAUCCAUUAAAUAACUGUAUAAUGUUGAAUAAUGUUUCAACAAUACUAGGUGUGUAUUGUUAAGUUCUGAACAAACAGUAAAAACUCAGACAAUUAGAAAAAGCUCAAAUCAACUUUAUUCACCCACCGGGUUAUACAGCUGCAAAGACAAAGACAUGAUUAUAGAAGCACAUAGUUUUAUACCUUCCUACUAGGCCGGGUGUCAACUUGUUGCACAUCUAGACAGCCAAUAAAACUCUGUUGCUAGGCAGGAACUGAAUUGGUUCCUCACUGGUGUAGUCAUGGCCCUGCCUGAUGCUCGAACCUUCGUGGAAGUAUAUGUGUGUGAAAUAGGACUGUUUAUUUUCACUUCAUCUGGCCUGACCUCGGGACGGAUUCCUCGUUCGUCCCUAAUCCACGGCUGUUUUACUUUAUCAGUGACUGAGACCAGACUGUUGCCCUUUGCCUCCCUCCUUAGGAGCUGUGAUAUUUAACAAUAACAUGUUUUGACAGAGUGUAAACUUUCUGCACUCCCCCUUGUCUCACUCAGUAACUUUCCAUACACUUAGUUCUUAUCCACCCUCCAUUGACCCCAACAUAUACAUUCCUUCUACCUGCAAAGUAAUCAAUAAGUUCCAGUCUGGUAACAUGAAUAGUUAGAUUUCAAGCUAGAAUCCAACAGUAUUCAUGUAUUCAAUAGAUCAAUAAAUUAAAUCCAUUAU